Messenger RNA from Protomyces lactucae-debilis, 2440 nucleotides. RefSeq lists its product as uncharacterized. Bases 146 to 2362 code for a protein of 738 amino acids. The transcript has a single exon. The record is from RefSeq and is a predicted model, not a curated record. Gene Ontology annotation, cellular component: mating projection tip. Lineage: Eukaryota; Fungi; Ascomycota; Taphrinomycetes; Taphrinales; Protomycetaceae.
CUACACUCUGCACGCUUUGUUCUCUUGCAAUUCUUCUUAAUUUGCUCCGACUCUGCUCCAUAGCUUUAUCAUGAGACGUCUUGCUCUUGUCGUCUACGACGCGCUGCUGGAAUUGUAUCGACUUCCCUCUUAGCAUCGCUGGAGCAUGAGCAGGCCUCUGCACCAGCAUGCGCGCGAGUUCAGCAACGAAGCGCUCUAUAAUCUCAAUGAAGCACUGGGCAAUCCGUAUCUUCAACCGGAACAGCGCAAGGAAUCACUACCAAAACCGUACCUGGGUCUGGGUGCGCGACUUAGUCAAGUUUGGCUCAAUCAGUGGACGGUGCUACUGAUUUUGGUUGCAGUGCGUCUGGCUAUUGCUGCUUCUAGUCUACGCGGGCAGCUGGAAGAUGGUCGUGAGCAGGUUCAAGCUGCUUGUUCUGCACUUGAGGUAACGGCGAGCACGGCACUCUCUGUUCCGCACUAUGUUGCUCGGGGCGCUAAUUCACUGGUCGCCAUCUCGAUUGAUGCUUCAGUGACGGCAGUAGCUGCAGUACUGCAGGGGCUCUUAACAGCUGUAGAGGAGAUUGUGCUCUUCUUCAUCAAUACCUUCAAGUCGACCUACAUCUGUCUUCUGGAACUAGCGGUCGAAGGAUCCAUUGGUGCCGUGCUGGACGCAGUAGAGACGAUCGGCAAUGUGCUCAAUUCGACACUGAAGGCUCUCGGCGAAGACAUCCAAGAGGCAACGACAGACGCCAAUUCAGCCAUCAACAAAGUCGCAGGCUUCAUUGAAAAAGCAAGCGCGUUCCUCGGCCAAAAGCUUGAUAUCCCAACCGUUGCUAUUCCUCUUGCGCCUCUGCAGGAUUUUCAGAUACCCUCAUCAUUCGAUCAAGGUCUCGACAAAGCGCGUUCUGCAUUGAAUUUGGACGCCGUGCAAAAUGCGACAGAUGCAGUGAUUCGCCUUCCCUUUGAACAGCUCAAGAUACUUGUGGACGCACGAUUCGACAAUUUUGCCUUCAACAAAAGCCUCUUACCCGUACCCUCCAAAGAAACGCUCUCUUUCUGUGCAGAAGCAGCGCUGGAUGAGACCUUUGAUGAUGUAGUGGAUGGCGUCAUGAAGACUUACCACAUCAUCCUUGCUCUACUUAUCGUUUUUGCUGCACUCAUUGCACUCUUCUUUGCCGGUCUUGCAGUCUGGCAAUGGCGCACGCUCAAUCGUCACGCACACAUGGCUGCUGCGCUGAGCAAAGAAAUCGACGCAGACCCACUUGAACGACUCCUUAUUGCAACACACCCGCUUCAAUACCAAUUGACAACGAAGUUGACUCGCACAAGUCAUCCUCGCAGUCGUCAACUCGUGCGUUGGUGGGUGGCAUAUGUCUCGCAUGGGCCAGCGGCAUUUGUCUUGCUUCUAGCAAUUGCUGGUUUAUUGAGUUGUGCACUACAAGCCAUCAUGCUGCAUAGCCUGCAGUCUGCAACCCCAGAUCUGGCAGAGUCAGCAGGCCAGGUGACUGCGCAGGUAGAAGCCCUUUUGUCUUCCAAAGCAACAGCGUGGGCAAAUGACACGAAUGUGCAGAUUGGCACGCUACAAGGAGAGCUGAAUAAUGAUUUGUUGGGUUGGGUGACGACUGGCACUGAGACAGUCAAUCAGACGCUUAAUGUGUUUACAGACACAUUGAUUGAGACACUUAAGGUGACAUUUGGCGGAACGAUUCUGUACGAGCCCAUCUUGUCUGUCUUCAACUGCCUCCUUCUCGUCAAGAUCAGGGGUAUCGAGACUGGUUUGACGUGGGUCCAUGAACAGGCGCACAUCAAUCUACCGGUGGUCCCUGCGUCAACGCUCAUGCUACAGCUAGCAGGCGACGAUGCAUUAAUGGACAAAUCACCAGGUCAAUCUGUCUCGGAGGGCAUCACCUCCAUCUUGGCAAAAGUCGCAAAACUAUGGCGAAAGAGCAUCAAACAGGAAGCAAUCACAGCAGGUAUUCUUUUAGGCGUUUGGGUGCUUGUCGCCCUGUUGGGACUACUGCGCUGUCUCUUUGUCGGGACUCAUGUUGGUGCUUGGUUCGCCUCGAUGCCAAUCCUGGGGCCGUUACGCAAAUCUGACAUCAGCCAGCCGUUGAGCAUACAGCGCCAAACAGCAAGGAUACCAGACUCAGCGAGUAGUUUCGGACAACGGGGUGUAUUGCCAGCUUUGGCAAGAGACGACAAGAGUAGUCUGCACAGUGAUACCAAGUCGCGUUUAUCAGAGGUGACUGACUUGGAUGCGUUGUACAUGGAUCGCGAAACGGCGCCGAUAGUGGAACGUGUUGGCCUCGUACCGAAGAUUCAUGCGCUUCUUGGUCAAGUUCCUGGUCAUCACAAGAGUGUAGUACCCAUCACUAGCUGAGUAGAUAAUAUAUGCAUCUUUGACGGUCCUGAAUGAGCCACGGGCCUUUAAGUAUUUCUACUUCCGCUUGCUAACAAU